GGGAGAGACGCCGACUUCCGCCCGCGGGGGAGCGGCGGCGCAGGAGGCCGGGCCGGGUCGCGGAGGGACCGACGGACGCACGGGCGGUCGGCCGGGCGCCAUGGAGGGCGGCCCCGGGGCCGAGGGACGCGGGCCCGGGCGGGCCCCCCACUGCACAACAUGGAGAUGCGAGGCCGCGAGGCUCCCGAGGGCUGGGCUUGGACCGCGGUGGGGCCGGGCUGCAGCCUCCUAACGGGGCUCUCGUCUGCGGCGGUGGCUGGGGGCACGUCCUCCCCCCAGCCUGCGUCCCGGAGCACCCACGCGCCCCCCCUGCCCGGGGCCCGCCAUGAACGGCCUGUCGGUCAGCGAGCUCUGCUGCCUCUUCUGCUGCCCACCCUGCCCCGGCCGCAUCGCUGCCAAGCUCGCCUUCCUGCCGCCGGAGCCCACCUACUCGCUGGUGCCCGAGCCCGAGCCGGGGCCUGGUGGGGUGGGGGCCACCUCCUUGGGGACGCUGCGGGCCUCGGCCGGCAGCCCCGGGCGCUGGAAGCUGCACCUGACGGAGCGUGCUGACUUCCAGUACAGCCAGCGGGAGCUCGACACCAUUGAGGCCUUCCUGACCAAGAGUGGCCGCGGCAACCGCAUCGCCUGCAUGUAUGUGCGCUGCGUGCCUGGUGCCAGGUACACGGUUCUCUUCUCCCACGGCAACGCGGUGGACCUGGGCCAGAUGAGCAGCUUCUACAUCGGCCUGGGCACCCGCAUCAACUGCAACAUCUUCUCCUACGACUACUCGGGCUACGGCGUGAGCUCGGGCCGGCCCUCGGAGAAGAACUUGUACGCUGACAUCGAUGCCGCCUGGCAGGCCCUGCGCACCAGGUACGGCAUCAGCCCCGACAGCAUCAUCCUGUACGGGCAGAGUAUAGGCACAGUGCCCACCGUGGACCUGGCCUCGCGCUACGAGUGCGCCGCCGUCGUGCUGCACUCCCCGCUCACCUCCGGCAUGCGCGUGGCCUUCCCCGACACCAAGAAGACCUACUGCUUCGACGCCUUCCCCAACAUCGAGAAGGUGUCCAAGAUCACGUCGCCUGUGCUCAUCAUCCACGGCACGGAGGACGAGGUGAUCGACUUCUCGCACGGGCUGGCGCUCUACGAGCGCUGCCCCAAGGCCGUGGAGCCGCUGUGGGUGGAGGGCGCGGGCCACAACGACAUCGAGCUGUACAGCCAGUACCUGGAGCGCCUGCGCCGCUUCAUCUCCCAGGAGCUGCCGAGCCAGCGCGCCUAGCCCGGGCCGCGAGCCGGGACCUCAGCAAUAAGGACCUCGCCCCGCCCGCCCCGAGGCUGCCUGGGGGCUCGGGGCUGCGUGAGCACCCCAGGGAUUCGGAGGCGGGGGGCGCUGGGUCGGGACCCCGCCCCGGCCCAGGGGCUGUGGACAAUGGAUCGGAGAUGACGGGAGCUAUGUUCUCCUUUUCUUUUGGAAACAGGAAGCAAAAACGGGAAAACAAACGUUAAAGAUUUAAAAUUUU
Molecule: messenger RNA, 1499 nt
Organism: Choloepus didactylus (southern two-toed sloth)
Lineage: Eukaryota; Metazoa; Chordata; Mammalia; Pilosa; Megalonychidae
Gene: ABHD17A
Product: abhydrolase domain containing 17A, depalmitoylase
Exons: 5
Coding region: 326-1258 (310 amino acids)
Biological process (GO): protein depalmitoylation
Cellular component (GO): plasma membrane; endosome membrane
Molecular function (GO): palmitoyl-(protein) hydrolase activity
Source: RefSeq, a predicted model, not a curated record